Molecule: messenger RNA, 4535 nt
Organism: Scomber scombrus (Atlantic mackerel)
Lineage: Eukaryota; Metazoa; Chordata; Actinopteri; Scombriformes; Scombridae
Gene: calcrl2
Product: calcitonin receptor-like 2
Exons: 13
Coding region: 48-1613 (521 amino acids)
Biological process (GO): cell surface receptor signaling pathway; adenylate cyclase-activating G protein-coupled receptor signaling pathway; angiogenesis
Cellular component (GO): plasma membrane
Molecular function (GO): calcitonin gene-related peptide receptor activity; calcitonin receptor activity; adrenomedullin receptor activity
Source: RefSeq, a predicted model, not a curated record
UGACAGCAGGGCAGCAUGAGACACUUCUCUUCUCGGAUCAUGCAAGCAUGGAAAUAUUUGAAGGAAAAGUCGUUUUGACAGCUCACACAAAGCAAAGAGGUAUGUGGAGGACCCUAACCCUCUCGCUGAUAGUUGCACUAGCACUGGGCACACAGGUGUCCAAGGCGGAGGAUGUGGGGUCCCCGGUGGAUGUUGAGAAUUCGGCGAAGGAUCAGCAAGACAAUUUCAGCGACAUAUCCGCCAUAGUAGGAAAGUCCCGACACCAGAUCCUGGCCGCUCAGUAUGAGUGCUACCUGAAGAUCAUCCAUGAUCCACCACGUACAGAUGAUGGUACUUUCUGUAACCGUACGUGGGACGGCUGGCUGUGCUGGGGGGAUACAGCUCCAGGGACUGUCAUACAGAUGUGUCCUGAAUAUUUUCACGACUUUGACCCUGCUGAGAAAGUUACUAAAGUCUGUAAUUCUGAUGGCCAGUGGUUCCACCACCCAGAGAGCAACAGAGUCUGGAGCAAUUACACCCAGUGUCAGAUCUACACCAAAGACAAACGCAAGUUUACCAUCAGUCUCUACUGCCUAGCCAUGGUGGGUCAUGCGCUGUCUAUUGUCUCCCUUAUCAUCUCUCUGAUCAUCUUCUCCUACUUGAAGAGUCUUAGCUGCCAGAGAAUCUCCCUCCACAAGAACAUGUUUCUCUCUUUCAUCUUGCACUCCAUUGUCACCAUAAUGUGGCUCUCGAACAAUGUGGCCAAUGACCAGGCCAUAAAUGCCAGCAACCCUGUGAGCUGUAAGAUCUUGGCUGUACUGACCCAGUAUACUACUACUUCCAACUACUUCUGGAUGUUGUGUGAAGGCAUCUACCUCCACACACUCAUCAUAGUGGCCGUCUUCGUAGGCCAGCAGACGCUCUUCUGGUACUACAUCCUGGGAUGGGGCUUUCCCAUCAUUCCUGCCGCAACGUACGCUGUGGCUCGUGGGCUCUUCUUUAAUGACAGGUGUUGGAUCAGUUCCAACACUCACCUGCUCUACAUCAUUCACGCGCCCAUUCAAGCUGCACUGCUUGUGAACUUCUUCUUUCUCCUGAACAUUGUCCGGGUUCUGAUCACCAAGCUGAAGGAAACCCACUGCGCUGAGUCCACCGCCUACAUGAAAGCAGUGAGAGCCACCCUCAUCCUCAUCCCUCUGCUGGGAGUUCAGUUCAUCCUUCUCCCCACGGCGCCGGAGGGACGCAUCAGCCGGGCCGUCUAUGAGUUCUUUGUAAAUAUCUUCAGCCACUUUCAGGGACUCCUGGUGGCAAUUAUAUUCUGUUUCUGCAAUGCUGAGGCUCAAACAGGAUUGAAGAGGAAAUGGGCUCAGUGGAAGUCUGCCUGGGGUAAGACCGGCUGGGGAGAAACGCCCAUCACCAACAAUCACUUUAACUACCACACCAACUCCUCCAUCACGGAAACCAGCCGCGCCACCAUCAGUUUGGAGCAACCUUGCGCGCCUUUUGAACAAGAGGAUAAGAGCCACUUCAUGUCCAGGGAGCAGCAGGAAGCCAACGGGCAGCAAAAGAACAGCAAGACCUGCAGCAACGGAGAGGUGGAUGUGCUGAACAACCUGGAGACCACUUACAUCUGAAAGCAGUGAGGCGAUGCUUGCGGUGCCGAACGUGCACACUCACUUACACGUAGACACAAAGAGAUUACAGGUGAAUUCAAAAUAAAGUUUCACUGAUAGAAAAGUGUAUAAAAUAUCUGAAGAGCACUUAAAACGCUUAUGAUGUUCACACACAUUUUACAGCAACAGCUUUACUUUAUGGACUCAUAUGAACCGAUGAGCGCAAUAUCAUUUAUACCAUAGUGUCAUUCUGUAAUCCUAGUAUAUUAAUGGAUUUUGUGCUCUAUUGCUGUAAUUAAGUCCACUUACAUAUUUUGGUUGUUUGUUUGUUUUCCUAGCUUUUAGCAUCUAUUUUUUUAAGUAUGGAGAGAGGUGUAUAUCUCAAACCUGCCAUUUUGAUAUUACAGAGGCAGAGAUUUGUGUUUGCGUAAUCUGCCUAAACUUCUGAAUGCUUUACCUGUGCACCACUGUGACCAAUGAAUGUCAUAGCCUACUGAUGUGAUCACAAGUCUACUUCUACAUGCUUUUAUCUGAGAAUGAUGAUACAGUCAUCAAUGGCCUGCAGAAAGCCAGCAUCCCCAUUUAAGCUGUUUUUCUGACAAUGAAAACCACAAUGAGAGAAUCAUGGAGUGAAACACAGAAAACGUGAUAUUAUAGUGGUUCCCAAUUCAUUUCACAUUUGCUGAUGACAUGUAAUAGAAAUAGGAUUUAGUCUCAGUUAAAGGAAAGGAAUGAUUUUGUACUUAUCUGCCCUAUAAAGGCAAAGUAACGGGGUCAAAACAAGGGAAGACUAGAACAGGACUUUUUUAAACUCACAAACUGAGCAAACAAUCUAAGCUUCAAAACAAAACACUGCACUCUGUGUGUGUGUCACACACAUUGACUGUAUAUAAGAACACAUAGCUAACUCUCUCAAACAUGAACAGUUAAGCAAGUGAGCUAACUAUAUCAAGGCAAUGCUAGCUUGUGAGCUAGCCAUGGCUAACUAAAGCUGAAAGUAGAUUCACUUAAUAUUUUUCCAAGCUGUUAUUGGUAAUUAAAAACUAUCAAUAUGUUGACAUUAUCUGGUAAUAUAGUAUUCCAUAUAACUAAAUGAGGCAGCAGCUGAAUCCAAUCCAAAAAACUGAAACCUAGCUAAAGUCCUACUAUGGCUAACUAGCUUAGCAGAGUAGCAGUGGCUGUGUAUAUCCCUUAUAUAUACAGUCUAUGGUAAAUCCAUUCAAUUAAGUGAGGUUAGGUUGCCUUUAAAAUACAUGUUUAAAUGUAGUAAACUGUGAAUUGGUUUCAGUAUAAAUAUAUAGAUGGACAGACAUAUGCCUGUUAACAUACAUGUAUUGUCUUAGAAUGGCCCUACAUAAUUCAAAUAAAGUUUAUUUUCUCAAAGUGGAUAACAACAGGGAAAGAAUACAUUUGAUAUAUAUACAAAGGUUACUUCCUUUCCCUGUUGAAAUCGUGAGGAUUAUUCAAAAGAAUAGGUUUCAUAUUGGUUGUAUGAUUUCUAAGCCUAAACUGACCCAAUGUUGUGUGUUUGCCUUUAUAGGGCAGUAAUGUUAAAAACAGAAUUCAUAUUUCAAUUUUGUUUGGUUAAAACUCAUUUUCAAAUGUUAGGACAUUGGAACAAAAGAAAGACUUUAUCCCCACAUUAUGACUAUAAAUACAUGGUUUAUGGUUUAGUUUUAUGGUCACCAUAUUUGCUGACACACAUGUAGUUAUUUAGUUUUAGUAAAGUAGGUUUGCUAUUAUGCCAAAUAAACAGACCUCAUGGAGCACUUAAGAAAGGGCUUCUGACUUUUAUGGUCCAUGAGAAUAGAUCAGUCAGAUGAGUAGUAGAUAAAAGAUAAAAAGUGGCAAUUUGUAUGUAAUAAUGACAUUUCUCCAUAAUGUAUAACAUCCUGGUUACAUGACAGCUAAACCUGCAUGUAAAGUAGACUGUGUCUACGUAUGAGCUUCGUCUAAUUCCAGCUGAUUUACUUCUUAGAAUAAAUCAUUGCUCAUUUUUUUCUUCUUCCGGUGCCAACAAGUCCCACCAUUCUUGCUAUUAUGACAUUAAUUUUAUUGCAAUAAGUCAUGAAAUCUUAACCUAAUAUAAAGCACUGAUACAUAAAAAACUGACAAUCAAAAAACAGGCAAGGGCCAUUCAGAAUUCCAUUGUGAAAAUGUUUCUGUGAUAAAUGCAGUAUAGGUAUUUAAACAAGACUGUGCCAAAUUAGUGUAUAAAUAGUUUGGAUCUUUUUUUCUAUCUCUUUCUAACUCAGCAUGGGAAGGAGACAGGUCUCAGAACUGGCAUGUCUUUAUUAUGAUAGUGUUCCUAAUGCUUCUUAAUAUUCUGUGUUAUUAUUAUUGUGGAUGUUAAAAUUCUAAAAUAUUAUGUCUAAUGGAUUGUGUUAUUGUUGCAAUAUGUUUUUUUUUUUUUCAAAUGCAUAAAUAUAAUUUACUGACGCUUAAUGGAGAAAUUAUUUGUAUUUUCCAUUGCUUAUGUAACACACUGUAUGCACACUGGCAUGCUACAGAGCCUGCACCUUUUCAAGUUUCCAUUGGAAUACUGAGCAAGUCUCCUGAGUGAAAGUGAGCUUGUAGCAAAUUUGUAUCCUUCAAGGGCGCAUCCACACACAACAUACUGCACUGGGAAUACAAGUGUGCCUGUGUGGAUACAGGGUACAUGAUGCAUGGGGAAUAAAACACAAAAGAGGUGAGAAAACACAGAGUAUGAGAAGGCUCUGUUAAAGAGCUGUGAAUCUCAACUGAUUGUACACAGGGACCCAACCCUGUACGUCUGUGGCAAUGCUGCCCAGUAGAGAAAACAGUUGUCACGGACAUAUUUGUAAAGAAAUCUGAGAAACAUUCCAAUAAAACAUCAAAUGUUCAAUUCAAGCAUAUUACUGUAUAUAUAUUUUUAAUAAUGACUGUCAUCUACGAGUGGAAAUAAAGCUGUUUGAACAUAAA